AUGGUGUUCUCUAGAGAUAUCCCUUCUCCUGCAUCUAUGUUCUCUACUUACGCAUCAAUGAUGGGAUACGUCAUGAUAAUCAAGCCAAUGAUUAACACAAUUAUUCCACGUCCAGUUCAAAACUUCGUUUUCUCUUAUCUCAAGUCCUUCGCUGGCUCUCGUUCAUCGACUCUCACGCUUACCAUCGAUCAAAUGUCCUCGAUGUAUAUUCCCGACGAGCUUUACGCAGCUGCUCAGGCUUAUCUCUCCACCAAGAUAAGUCCAAAUUCUGUCAGGCUAAUUAUGGCUAGAGACCCUGCGGAGAAGAAAGUCAAGUUAUACCUUAGCGAUGGAGAGGUUGUCUCCGAUGUCUACAAUGGCAUUAAGCUCAAGUGGAGGUUUCUUGCUAGAAACAAGAAUAAUACUAUGGUUGAAGAGUAUGGACAAAGCUAUCAGGGAAACAUUCAACGAGAAUCUUUGGAGCUGAGCUUCGACAAGAAACACAGAGACUUGGUCGUGAACUCCUAUAUACCCUACGUGGAGAGCAAGGCAAAGGAAGUCAACAACAAGCGUAGAAUCCUAAAAAUGCAUUGCUACUCGCACAUGGCUCAAACAUGGCAAUCCGUGAACUUCAAGCACCCUUCAACAUUCGACACGAUGGCUAUGAACGACGAUCUCAAGCGUUCUAUGAUUGAAGAUCUUGAUCGGUUCGUCGGAAGAAAAGAUUUCUACAAAAGAGUUGGGAAAGCUUGGAAGAGGGGUUACUUGUUGUACGGUCCACCAGGGACUGGGAAGUCUAGUCUAGUGGCAGCUAUGGCUAACUACCUCAAGUUUGAUAUCUAUGAUCUCCAGCUCGCAAGCGUUCAGGGAGACGCCCAUCUACGAAGCUUGCUUCUUGCCACUAAUAACAGCUCGAUUCUUCUUAUAGAAGAUAUAGACUGCUCCGUGGAUUUGCCUACAAGGUUGCAACCUCCAACCGAAACGAGCCAACCGCUAGGUGCUGUCCAGGUAUCAAAACCAUUGACGUUAUCAGGACUUUUAAAUUGCAUUGAUGGGUUAUGGUCAAGUUGUGGAAACGAACGUAUUAUAAUAUUUACGACUAACAACAAGGAGAAGCUGGAUCCGGCAUUGCUCAGACCAGGCCGUAUGGAUAUGCACAUUUACAUGGGACAUUGUAGUUUUCAGGGAUUUAAGACAUUGGCGUCUAACUAUUUAGGCCUGUCUGACGAAAAUGAUGAUACUCACCCUCUCUGUCCGGAUAUAAAGCAUUUGAUUGAUGGACACGUGUUGACUCCGGCUCAAGUCGCUGAGGAACUAAUGAAGGAUGAAGAUGCUGAUGCGGCGCUUGAGGGUUUGGUUAAGGUUCUCAAGAGGAAGAGGUUAGAGCCAAAGAAGUGUGAUGAUGAAUCUAAGAUGAAGAAACUGAAAGAGGGAGAGGAGGCAAUAGCUGACGCUGAAUUAGCAGUGUUGACUCCGGCUCAAGUUGAGGACAAGGAGGAACUAGUUGCUAGCGAAUAUGCUAAUGUGAUGCCCGAAUGGCUCCCGAGAUCGAGGUUGGUGAUGGUUCUGCCAGGGUUCCAUAGAGCAAGAGGAAUAAGAAGAGGUCUGGGGGACGAAAUGUAG
This is a messenger RNA of Arabidopsis thaliana (thale cress), 1602 nucleotides long. Its product is annotated as P-loop containing nucleoside triphosphate hydrolases superfamily protein. Bases 1 to 1602 code for a protein of 533 amino acids. NCBI's taxonomy places the organism in Eukaryota, Viridiplantae, Streptophyta, Magnoliopsida, Brassicales, Brassicaceae. The transcript has 2 exons. Gene Ontology annotation, molecular function: ATP hydrolysis activity; ATP binding. The record is from RefSeq and is marked reviewed. Gene Ontology annotation, biological process: response to stress. Gene Ontology annotation, cellular component: membrane.